This is a messenger RNA of Entelurus aequoreus (snake pipefish), 1491 nucleotides long. RefSeq lists its product as uncharacterized. Bases 735 to 1460 code for a protein of 241 amino acids. Lineage: Eukaryota; Metazoa; Chordata; Actinopteri; Syngnathiformes; Syngnathidae. The record is from RefSeq and is a predicted model, not a curated record. The transcript has a single exon.
GAUGACGUUUGUAGGGCUUUGUGUAGUCUAUUAAAAAUAGAUUUUAUGAAAGUCGGUGGUCUGGUGCACAGAGAGGUGGGCUACUUAGGUGUUCCCUGCCUUAGGGAGAAAAUUGUUCCGGAUGGGAACUGCUUUUUCAGAGCUGUUUCUCACGCUGUCAGUGGUUCACAGAAGAACCAUCGUAAGAUUAGACUGGCAGCCUGUAGAGAGCUCGAAAAGAAUGAGGCUAGGUAUCGGGGUCUUUUGAGGAGUGAUAUGUCACUUUUAGAGUACAUCAAGCAGUCCAGGAUGAAGUGUGUCAAGACUUGGGCCACAGAGGUUGAAAUCCAGGCCACUGCAGAUUAUUUAGGCAUUGCCUUUUUUACAUUUCAUGAUGCUCGUUGGCUAAAAUAUCGUUGCAGCAGUAAGUCUUUGUCAGCAGACUGCAUUUAUUUGGAGAAUGUCGGGGGCCAGCAUUUUGACUGCGUUCUUUGUGUUUUCAAGCCUGGACUGCAAAGUUGUCAUGGAUAUUGUGAAUUAGGCUGGGAUAUAGGCUGUAGCACUAGGUCUUCAGCGAAAGAGAGCGGGGCAGGCAGUAGAUGGGAUAGAUUGUCUAGAUUCAGGUAAAGAUGUUAUAGAGGUUGUAGAGGGCAUGUAGGGAUUCUAGUGCGACUAAGUAUUCAAAGUGUAAGGGAAGACUGCAGGAUACAGUUACUAUUAAACAUAGAGAGAGACGUGCCCUGCUUUAUAGGAAAAUGUAUAGUGAGGACUUGAACUUCAGGGAGAGCUGUAUAUCACGAAGUGUAGAGAAAUACAGAUAUAGCGCUGAGCACAGGGACCGGGUGAAAGCACACAGUGUAGGGAAAUAUAGGGAAAAUAUUGACCAUAGGCAUAGAGUUAAAGCACUCAGUGUAGGGAAAUACAGCCAAAAUAUUGAGCAUAGGCAUAGAGUUAAAGCACGAAGUGUAGCGAAAUACAGGCAAAACAUUGAGCACAGGGAAAGUGUUAAAUUCAGGAGUAAAGUGGCCAGUGAAAUGAAAUACAGGGAAAAUAUUGAACACAGGAACACAGUUAAAGCACGCAGUGUAGGAAAGUACAGGGACCAUAUAGAACACAGAGACAAAGUUAAAGCACUUAGUGUAGGAAAGUACAGGGACCAUAUAGAACACAAGGACAAGGUUAAACUAGGCAGCAAAAGGCAGUAUAGUGUUAGUUUAAAACAUAGGCAGCAAGUGAAAGCUAGUGUACAGCUGAGUCGGAAGCAGAGGCUGGAGAGGUCUGUAGAUUUUGGUUUUGUCAUGGAUAGUUUUUUGGAUAAGGUUAGACACGGACCGGAUUUCGUGUGUAGUGUUUGUCAUAGGCUGCUGUUUAGAUAUCAGGUGCUGCACUGUGAGAGGGAAGUAUAUGCAGCAUGUUUAGCAACGGCUGGCAUUGCAAAUAAUUGCAUUAGUGAGCAUUAUCUGCAUACCGUAUUUCCUUGAAUAGCCGCAGGGGCGUUAAUUAAUUUAAAAC